Molecule: messenger RNA, 1514 nt
Organism: Etheostoma cragini (Arkansas darter)
Lineage: Eukaryota; Metazoa; Chordata; Actinopteri; Perciformes; Percidae
Product: exostosin-1-like
Exons: 4
Coding region: 36-1514 (492 amino acids)
Cellular component (GO): Golgi apparatus
Molecular function (GO): acetylglucosaminyltransferase activity; glucuronosyltransferase activity
Source: RefSeq, a predicted model, not a curated record
CCACCUCCUCCUCUUCCUCCCCCCCCACAGCACACAUGCAGGCCAAGAAGCGGUACCUGCUCGUGUCUGUGGGGGCCGGUCUUCUCUUCCUCGUCUACCUGUGGGGUCUGCAGAUCGGGGAGUUCCAGCAGCAGCCGUACCAGUACCACCAGUUGCCCCAGUACCCCCAAUACCACCAGUACCCCCAGCAGGAGGACCAGUACUACCACCAGAGCCAGGACGCGUACCAGCCCCUGCCCCAGAGAAGCCCGUCCAGACCGUCCAGACACUGGCCCGAGCCCACCCAGCUGCUGGAGCCGUACCUGGAGGGGGGGGAGCAGGAGGAGGACAGCCCCCAGCUCCAUCACCAGCACACCUCUCCUCGGGAACGGCGUGCGAUCCGGGACAACAUCUACCGGAACAAGCGCUGCCGCAUGGAGACCUGCUUCGACUUCGCCCGCUGCCAGUCGGGCUUCUCCGUCUACAUCUACCCGGCGCAGAGGGGGGACCAGAUCUCCGAGACCUACCAGAAGAUCCUGUCCUCCAUCGAGGAGUCUCGCUUCCACACCACGGACCCCUCGCGGGCCUGUCUGUUCAUUCUGGCCGUGGACACGUUGGACCGGGACCAGCUCUCGGCUCAGUACGUCCAGAACGUCAGACUCAGGAUCCAGAGCCUGCCGAUGUGGAACGAUGGCAGGAACCACCUCAUAUUCAACCUGUACUCCGGCACCUGGCCGGACUACACGGAGGAUUUGGGCUUCGAGGUGGGCCAGGCCAUGCUGGCCAAGGCCAGCGCAGACGUGGUCAACUUCCGACCCAACUUUGACAUCUCCAUCCCUCUGUUCUCCAAGGAGCACCCGCUGAAAGGCGGGGGCGCGGGUUAUCUGACGCUCAACGACGCGCCGCCGUCCAGGAAGUACCUGCUUGUUUUCAAAGGGAAGCGUUACCUAACGGGGAUCGGGUCUGAGACCAGGAACGCUCUGUACCACAUCCACAACGGGGACGAUGUCAUUCUGCUGACCACGUGUAAACACGGCAAGGACUGGGAGAAGCACAAGGACUCCCGCUGCAGCCGAGAUAACCAAGAAUACUCAAAGUUGAGCAAUUCUAGUCUAGCACCGGCAGAACUAAGAGAACCGUUCCUUAAGCUGCAUGGAGAUGGACAACACAAGAACCCAACGCUCGCUGAAUCCAAGGGGAAGAGAGCCAGAUUCGAUGAAAAGGCUCCUCUGCCUGUUCUCGGCUCUGUACCCAUCAACAAACCCAUCCUCACAGCAUCGUACCAGGUUCUCCGUCCGCCCGGGCCAGCACCGCCUUCCAGGGGUGGAGCCGUCUUCAACGACGGGCGGCUGUCAAAGUGUCUUAAAAGUCCUGAAUCUGUCUCGCUUUGCUGGAACUGGAAGCGUCUCUUAUUAUUCCUCCCAACGCUCGCCAACACGACCUGCAUCAAAGAUGCACUGAGACGGCAGGAAAGGGUUCGCCACGAAGAGGAAGAGGAGGAGGAGGAGGAGGAAGAGGAGGAGCAGGACAGAUAA